Amoebophrya sp. A120 is the source of this 4580-nucleotide messenger RNA. The record is from the annotation of a GenBank genome assembly. NCBI's taxonomy places the organism in Eukaryota, Dinophyceae, Syndiniales, Amoebophryaceae.
GUGGCCAGUUUCAGAAUGCGGCCCCGCCUGGCGCUGCGCUAAAUUUCCAAAGCUUGUUUCAGUCGCCCGGGCAGGGGGCUGCUCCUCCUGGGGGACAAGCGACCGCCGCGCCUUUUCAGCCGUCGGGACGUCCAAAAAGAACGUCGGCGCCAGUGCCCGCCACGACAUACCAAGGCCAGUUUUCUAAUGGUGCGAUAAUUGCCCAACCAGUGCACACGGGCGGAGGGUCAUCCUCUUCUUCCUCAGCUUUUCCGCCAAGAACAGGAGCACAGGGCCAGCAACCGUGUGAAAACAGCAACGGUGGAUUGCCGAUCCGUAAUCAAAAUGUUCAAGUUACUCCGGGACCCAUAAUAACGCCGAAUCUCCGACCUCCUCGGCCCGGAACAGGAGGCUUCGCCGAUGUCUUCAGUUCCAGUGUCGCCGGACAGAAGCGGCGGUUGCCCGCGUCGGAAGCGUCCAGUACGCCCGAAGCCCCAGCUUUAACGAUCAAGACACAUGCGGGAAAACCUGUCGCAGACUGUCGCACCGCCCAGCUCGCGCGAUGUUGGUGGCGGCUUCUGCGGGAAACGCACGAUAACAAACCCGCGAAAAUUCCAAUGGCAGGUCGCGAACAGGUGAAGGCACUGUGGGCGGACGACAAGGACCCUGCAAACGGCGUUGUCUUUCGUGUCAACCGCAAUCUACAUACGAAGAAAAUCACGCCCUGCAGCCAGCAGACUCUGACCCACCAGUCUCGGUUUUCCAAGGUUCUUUUCCGUCACUUUGGGUCCUACCGUUUUCUGCACGUGCUUGUGCGUAUCCCCGACAGCAAGCGGCCGCUGUCGAAGGAGAAUCUUGAGAAAGAGCUGCAGGUGAACGCUGCGUUCGACUACGGCAUGUGGCGGUACGAGUUUUUGUACGCUGUGCCGAAGGACAGGAAGUUCGGUGUGGAUAAAGAAGAAUCUUCCGGUGUCAACGAUGUAGAUGUGGACAUGGACGACGCAGAAAAGAACGCUUUUCGUGAGCAUUUCGAAGGACACGAACACUUUCAGCUGACCUAUUUCGCAGUUUCAGUAUCCGCGCAAAUGCAGACCAUCGUUCGUGAAAAGGGACUGGUCGUUCCAGAUCCCGAAAGCACUUACGAAUACAAGCAAGUCGCGCCCGCAGGUCUGCACGUAGUGAGAAAUACCGCCACAGCAGCUCCGGCUCCGCACAGUAUCAAUCUCGACGUGCUGCAGCCGAUAUCUAUCUUGGAUGUGUACCUGUUUCACAGCCACAACAACAUGAACAAUUUGCGCGCACUGAUCUCGAGUAGCAAAGUGCUGAAGCGAUUUCGCUUACUCCUGACGGACACGAUACCGACGGUGACGGUUCCCGGCGACUGCAUCCAAGUGGUCCCUGAUCGCGUGACGCAGGAUCCGAACUACCCGAAGGAGCCUGGCGUCAUCGGCAAUGACGGGCACGGACUGAUCGGGUAUGAGUUGGCCGUAAAAGUUGCGAGUGCGCUGGGCUUGGAAAAAAUUCCGACAACUUUUCAGGCCCGCUUUGCGGGGGUGGUCAAGGGCAUGUUCACGGUGUCGGCAAAAGCGGAGAACAAGCACAAGCUGCUGAUUAGUCGUACUCAGCUUAAAGUGACAGACGUGGAUUGGAGAACCCUCACGGACGCGCAGAGGGUUCUCGAGAUCAAAGACUGGUCUUCUGCACGCGUAAACCCGCUGAAAAACGGACUGCCGCAUCAAGUUAGCAUCCUCCUGGAAGCACUGGCGUAUCGAUCCGGUACCGCGGAGAAGCUGGAAAAAUUUCUGCAGGACCAGGAGCGCAGCCGUGUGAAAGAGGUGGAGGACCUUUUCUCGGGCGUUUCGGCCGAUGGCCGUGAAAGACUAGGUGAGAAGGGCGAACUUGAGAAGCAGUUGCUGGCGGCGUUACCGAGAAGCAAACUUUGCGAUGCGGACACGAGGACGCUGCGGGAAUUAUUGCAAGGGGGCUGGCCACUGUCCGCGGCGCCCUUCUUGCCGAUUGCGGCCAUAGCGCAUUUCCAGAAGAAUGUCAUGGCCACAACCCUGAACAACGAGAAGCUGCACGUCCCAGACUGCUACUGCGUCUUUGUGAUUGCCGACGAGGACGGCGUCCUCGAGCCAGGAGAGGCAAUUUUUCGGCGGAACGGAACAGCAUUCGCUGGGGACAUCCUGGCGACGAGGGUGCCAGCGAACGUCAUCUCAGAUGUCCAGCGGUACCGCUGCUUGGGCCACACGGAGAUCCACGCUCGCUGGCGCGACAAGGAACGAAUGGGAAUUUCGUAUGAGACGGACAACGUUCUGGUGCUUAGUUCCACGGCAUUCACCUACCCCGGCCAGUUGGAUGCGUCGGGGGUACCUCGCAGGGCGCGCGCCCCAGUUGAUCUCUCUUCGGGUGGCGAUAUGGACGGAGACAAGUUCUAUGUGAUUUGCUGCGAGGCAGUGACGAGCUUGAUCCCCCAGGCCGUUCAGUAUACGAACACCACGGACAUCCUGCGGGCAAGAGCGAGAACGCUCAAGCAGCAGCAGAAAUGUGCCCCGGGGCAGCCAGCCUCAACCAGCUUCACCAUCGCUGCCGAUCUGAGUGCCACCAUUCGUAGGGAAAUGUUCUCAGCGCAUUUGUGCAGCGCGAAAGUGGGACAGCUGUACGCGUGUUGGAAGAGUACGAGCGACCGGUUGGGCGCAGGUGAUCAAUACGCAGAGGCCUUGGGCUGGAUCAGCCAAGAAGCAUUGGACCAACGACUGACGCGCGAAUUGGAGGAGGUGGUCCUAAUUCCAUUUGCGACUGUGCUCGACGAGAAGGCCUACGCACAGCCUAGUUACCACUACCCUGCAAAAGGCACGGCCGAGGAGACUGCCGCGACUGCAAGGGUGCGCGAGCUGCUGCUGCCUGUGCUUGUAACGAAGAGUGGCGAGGAAGAGGAUUUUAGUGCGGAGCAGAGCAUCAAAGCUCGCAUCUGGCCAAAAAUGCUCGCGCCCGACUGGGACAAAAAGCUCGCGAAGAAGGCGAUGCGGCAGCAGACUGGCUUUCAACAAGACCAGGGGAGUUCUGCAGCGAUCGAAGAUCUUGACAAAGCGUACGACAAGGUAGUCAAUGAGCACGCGUUCAAAAGUGGAUCGAUACUUGGGAAAAUUCAUAGGAUGAUGCGAUACUACGCGAAACAUGACUUCUGUCUGCGGUGCAUGCAUAAGGCGCAUGACUUCAAGUUUGCGGAGAACGCAACAACCGACUCGUGGAUGGUUGAUUCCUACUUUUCCGAGCACAAAGAAGUCCAGCAAGAGUUCCGCACUAAUCGGAGUACCGACUUCGAUACGUACUGGAAAAAACUGGAAAAGAGGACAUCCCGUCAUGCUCUCCCGCCUGCACUUGGCUACGCGCCGUUGCAGUUCGACAAUUCGAGCGACCUUUUGGGCGGUGUAGGAUCGCAAAGCUCGCAAGGCAGCGAUGGAAGUGCCUUUGCCUCUCAGCCACUGCAUGUCGUCGGAGGCACAAAUAAUUCUGAAAAUCAUGACCAGUGUGUAACAGGGCCGGCUCCCCAUCCGAUUGUAGCACCACCGGUUCCCCAGUUCGAGUCGGCAUUCGGAAAUGGUUUUUCUACUUCCUCGGUCGGAGAGCGUGACUUUCGUCGGGGUGAAGUAAAGCGACCGCGCUUAGCAGCGACUGCGCAGUCAGCGCCGCACGUGUUCCCGGUGGCAGGGCACAUCAACACUGCGCAAUUCCGGAAUCCAGCAGCGGAGGCCGCCGCGAAGACACUCUUUCCCGAAGAGUCCGCUCUUGAUACCUCGUGUGCGCCACUCGACGACACGCUCGACUUUUUCAGUGAAGUUGCCGCACACCGAACCGCGACACAAGAAGAGGACCACCCUAUGAGUGCAGCUUUCGAGGGGAAGUCUCAGUUUCAACCGUCAGCGCGUUUGGCCAAGUUUUGCGAAUGGAUCCCCCAGAUUUACCGAAAGUAUUUCGAGAAUUAUGAGGUACUGGACCUGAUGAAAAAAAAGCUUCAGCACCAAAACAACUUGAACCUUCCAGCGAAUUACGACCGGUCAAACGCUGAGAAUCUGAAGCGGCGUAUACGAGAAGAGCGCGAAAAGAUCCUCCAACAAGUAGAAGCACUAGAGAACGUCUCCCACCGGACCGCCCCAAUGGAUUUGACUUCGACAGCGGCGCCGAUACGACCCCUGCCGAGCAACGCAGACGACCUGAAUCGACUGCGCACACUGAAAUUGAACACGGCAGCCGUCUUCUACCGGGUCGCAUGUGAGAUUUUUGAUGAGAGGCGGUUCACGAAGGCAUCCAAGGGCGAAAUGCCGGGCUGCGGUUGGACAAAGUUCUCCCUCGCUUACACUAAAGUACCAUUCCUGAUGUUUCAGGCGGAGCUCUCAGCGAUCCUGGCAGCGUCCUCCGAGAACGAAGAGGAAGACUGCUUCUUGGUCCGCCGUGGUCUCCUAUGAUCUCAGAUAGUCAGAAAGUUAAGCACAUGCUAUUGCGCAUCGGUUUGAGCACAAUGCCACAAUCCUUACUAGUUCCCGCGGCGUGAACGCGCAUUCGGCGGCUUUUGCGAGCCACAGUGCUGCUGAAAUCCACGG